AUGAUUGACAAAUUCGGCACGAUGAACUACAACAACGCCCGGAAGCAUCUGUCUAUCUCCAUUCCGUCGUCCAGUGAGGUCACAAUGUCUCCGCACAUCAAGUCUGUGGAGGAGCUGAGAGUGCUGGGCAUCAACCUGAGCAGCUUCAACACAGCUACCCAGUUCGGCAUCUGCACUGCGGGCAUCUUCCUCUUUCACCUCCUCUAUGGCUACCUACAGGAGCUAAUAUUUUCCAUGGAGGGUUUCAAGCCCUUUGGAUGGUACCUCACCCUUGUACAGUUUGGGUUCUACUCCCUGUUUGGACUGGUGGAAUUGCAGCUCACACAGGACAAACGGAGAAGAAUACCAGGGAAGACAUACAUGAUCAUAGCAUUUCUAAUGGUGGGGACCAUGGGCCUAUCAAACACCUCACUGGGUUACUUGAAUUAUCCUACACAGGUCAUCUUCAAGUGCUGCAAACUCAUUUCUGUCAUGAUAGGAGGGAUAUUCAUUCAAGGGAAACGGUACAAUCUGGCUGAUGUAUCGGCUGCUCUCUGUAUGAGUCUGGGACUCAUCUGGUUCACUCUAGCUGACAGUAAAGUCACACCCAACUUCAAUGCAACAGGUGUCCUCCUCAUCUCUUUGGCUCUGUGCGCUGACGCUGCCAUUGGGAACGUGCAGGAGAAAGCCAUGAAGCUCCACAACAGCUCCAGCUCUGAAAUUGCUUUGUAUUCCUGUUCCAGCGGUUGUGGGUACAUAUUGACAGGCCUGUUUGGUGUGGGUGGAUUGGGACCAGCAGUGGCCUUUUGCUCUCAGCAUCCUGUGACGACAUACGGUUAUGCAUUCUUCUUCUCUCUCACGGGAUACUUUGGCAUUUCAUUUGUGCUGGCCUUGAUCAAAUUUUUCGGAGCCCUGCUCAUAGUCACAGUGACGGCCAUAUAG
Messenger RNA from Salvelinus namaycush (lake trout), 921 nucleotides. RefSeq names its product adenosine 3'-phospho 5'-phosphosulfate transporter 2-like. Gene Ontology annotation, molecular function: 3'-phosphoadenosine 5'-phosphosulfate transmembrane transporter activity. The transcript has 8 exons. The record is from RefSeq and is a predicted model, not a curated record. NCBI's taxonomy places the organism in Eukaryota, Metazoa, Chordata, Actinopteri, Salmoniformes, Salmonidae. Gene Ontology annotation, cellular component: Golgi membrane; endoplasmic reticulum membrane. The coding region runs from base 1 to 921 and encodes 306 amino acids. Gene Ontology annotation, biological process: transmembrane transport.